This is a messenger RNA of Anisakis simplex (herring worm), 660 nucleotides long. The record is from the annotation of a GenBank genome assembly. Lineage: Eukaryota; Metazoa; Nematoda; Chromadorea; Rhabditida; Anisakidae.
AUGACCGGCGUUUUUUUCGUUUGUUUACGCUCGUUCAGGAAAUUUCGUUCGGGAACCUUUUCCAAUGGGAAGAUAAAUGGACAAGCGAGUGGGACAAAUCAGGAAAAAGACUCAAACAAGCGAGGAGAUAAUAAUAAUGUUCCGAAACCACCAAAGACACUGUUCAACAAGGCAGGAGGUACGGUCCGGAAUGGUUUCGAAAACGUGAAAGGUACGAACCAAGCCGGCUCCAGGAAAGAUAGGGAUCAAACUGCUUCCUGGCAAACGAAAGGUAAAGGUCAAGCUACCUUUGAGAGUGCGAGAAAUAGGAUCCAAAAUACCGCCGAGAAACCGAUGCAUAAUACAAUGAGAAAUGGUAAAAACGAAAAAAUGCUUCCAUGGGAAAGGUACGUUCAAGUUCAAUUUGGAAGCGCAGUUCAACAAGCAGCAAAAUUUUCCAACGAUCUAUCUAAACCUAGCAAUGGACACUGGGAAAGGCCAAAAGUCCAAUCUAGAGGCACAGUUCAGGAACCAGCCAAACCACCGAAGAAUCUAUUUGAAUCUAAUAAUGGCCACCGGGAAAAGUCAAAAGUGCAACAUAGAGGCGUAGUUGAAGAAUCAGCCGAAAACGACAUGGAUGAUGAGGAAGGACCCGGUCUCAUGACGGGUCUGUUUGAUUAA